Serendipita indica DSM 11827 is the source of this 1251-nucleotide messenger RNA. Lineage: Eukaryota; Fungi; Basidiomycota; Agaricomycetes; Sebacinales; Serendipitaceae. The record is from the annotation of a GenBank genome assembly.
AUGUUGCCCGGAAUUCCAGGUCAGGAAAUAGGACCAAACCACGUCAUUCAGCUGCAAGAACGUGUUCAGUAUCUGUGCCACUUGGAAAGUCGCAGAUUUCCAGGCAGUCAGCCUGUCAGUUUCGCUGGUUUCCAUCUUGCAAGACUCGAACAGGAAGACUUUUGGGUCUGCGAAAAGUCGGAUGGUAUCAGGGUACUCAUGUAUAUCUGCCUGGCCCAGGACGGAAGCCACGACGUCUUCCUUAUUGACCGGAAAAAUGUGUACCGCCAUCAAGGUCCCGGUUUCUUCUUUCCUCAUCAUGCAGACAAGACGAAACCCAUGAGGGACUGCCUGUUAGAUGGAGAGCUUGUUCUUGACAAGGUUCCCGGUAGAGGCGAAGUCCUACGCUAUCUCGUAUUUGAUGCGCUUGUCAUUGAUGAAGAAAACAUCAUGGAUAAGCCUCUUACAUCCCGGUACGGUCGACUACAGCAGUACUUUUUCCACCCAUACAAGAAGAUGCUGGCGGAAUUUCCUCAAAUGGCGAGCGAGGCUCCAUUCCAACUAGUGCUCAAGCCGAUGCAGCUGGCGUACCAUCUAGACAUCGUCCUCGCCGAGAUACCAAAGCUCCAGCAUGGCACUGAUGGACUCAUAUAUACUGCAGUCAACAGCAAGUACGUGCCUCGUACGGACCAAGGAAUCCUAAAGUGGAAGCCACCACAUGAAAAUAGUGUUGAUUUCAAACUCGAACUGCGAUUUCCACCCAUCAAGGACACUAGUAAACCGGAUUUUGAACAAAUGCCGCUCUUUUUGCUCAACGUCUGGGAAGGAGGCAGAAAGUACUCCUUCUACGAUACUAUGACCGUUGACGAGGAUGAGUGGGAGACCAUGAAAAAAUCCAGAAUCCAGUAUGAUGACCGGGUUGUAGAAGUCCGAUGGGACUUUGAACGAGAAGCGUGGAGAUUUAUGAGACUACGCGACGACAAGGCCGAUGGAAACCACGUCGAUGUUGUGGAAAAGGUUGUAGAGACCAUACUAGAUCCAGUGAGCCAGAAAGAUCUUCUGGAUCGCUGUCCGGCGAUACGAGCAAAAUGGAAAGCUCGUGCUGCAGCCCCUCAGCCAUCAACAGCUCGGCCUGUCAUCAAGCCACCACCAUACAACCUACCACCACCAAAACUACCAUUCCCCAACGCGCCUCACUGGCAAGGUUCAUGCGUUGGAUAUGGUUUUGCAAGAAUACGCGGGCCAUCUGUCGUGAAUGGGUGGGUUAGAUAG